AUGCCUCAUUCCGCGCCUCGUUUGCAUCCAUCACGAACCCCAGACCGCGACAAGAAGAAAUCGUCUCAGAAACCCUCUCCAACGUCCUCGACGCCCAAGACGAGGAGAUCAACAUGCGACAGCGACGACAAGGCUUCCAUCCUCAGCCGAUCGACCCACUUUUCGACAGGCACCGCUACCGUCAACCCGGACGAUCCUCUUCGUGGAGUUGCUGGUGACAGGGUGCGCCACGCAAAGUGUGCACCAGACUUUCUGGAGGGCAUCGCCGUGCGAGACGACGCGCAGGUUAGGAUUAUCACAGGCGUGGAGGCGUCGACGUUCUUUGUCAAGUAUCUUGGAGAGCAGGAUAGUGACGCUGCGGGCUUGCGGGGCGCGCCCACGACGGAAGACGAUUCUCGAGCUAUCGUGUUCGCGGUCACUGCCUGGGAUCGUAAUCGCAAAUGCGUCGACUACUACAUGACUUGGAGGCGGAAGAAUAACAACCCACUAAAAGAGAAGGAGAUUGAGGAAAUCGAUGAUGAGUUCCGAAGGGUUGCCAAAAGGAUUGACAAGGACUACAAGGCGUUCAGGCGAGCAGGCUCGGCGAGCUCAGUUGCCAGCAGCACCCUAUCUCGUCGAAACUCGCGAAAACGCGACCGUAGCCGCAGUCCCCAGUCAACCAAGAAGACACGUCCAGAACCGCUCCCCGUUCCUACCCCUGAAGCCGAACCAACGCCCGAACUCGACCCAAAGUUGCCUGAACCUCCUGCAUCUGCUACGGACAGCGUGAUAUCGUUGCCAUACCUAACACACAUACGGGGUGUUCCAAGAGGGAAUCGAUUACCGCUUCUUGUCACCAAUCCUGAUCCAAGACUCUCCAUUUAUUCCGAGCUAGACUCCCCUAUCGCAGCCCCCGAGGCAUCCGACGAACAAGCCAAGCAACCCGCCGAACUCCCGGCGCCGACACCCCUAGUCAUUUCAAUCACACCUCCCGACACCAACACCCCAAAUACAGGCGUAUCCGAUCCCGAGCCAUCCGGCUUGACACCUAUCCUAAAGUCCUCCGCCAGCAUCCGCUCGACAGAGACGCGUUCCAGCAAGUCUUCUCGUUCCAGCCGAGACUCAAGCCCGCCUCAUUCUCCAAGUAGGGAAGAUGACAAGCUUCCAGAGGAGAGCAAGUACCAGUUCCUGAUCGUGCUAUUGGGCGAACAAUUGGAGAAAGGCCUUUCAUGGCACGGACUGGAACGGCAAGUGUCAACCAGGAGUCAGAACAAGGCGAAUACAAAGGAGAGGAGUUCACCUUGGAUCGACCCUUCACCUCAGCGCGUCGUCGCCCCCACAGCCUAUUAUCAAGCGCGGAAGAUCAAAAAACGCUCGAAUUAUGGAAAUGAUUCUGACUCCGAUGCCUCGUAUGAUGAGGAGGGCUGGAAGGACUCGCCGGUUGUACCGCUGAAACCUUUACUGGAGUCGAUGGGGUUUGUACCAUCGCCAGGCCAAGAUCUGAGUGGGUACCAUUCACCGCCUGUGAUCCCACUUGGCAUGCCGUUCAACCACCACCCCGGAACGGCCACUCCCCAUGGCAGUGUGAUGGCCUCUCCUGCACCCUCGGCGGCGAUGCAGCUGCGAUACUCGACAUAUUCCAUGCAUUCACAUCAUACGAUGUCGCCUGGCUCUCCAUAUGUCCCUGCGUGGAUGUCGUUGGGGAGCGCGGUUGUCGGGGGAGGGAACAAUGGUGGGAGUCAGGGAGGAUCGCAUCCUCCUUCGCGGGCAGCGUCGACAUUGGGAGGAUAUGGUUCUCCUUAUAUGCGGCCUGCAUAUUGA
Coprinopsis cinerea okayama7#130 is the source of this 1800-nucleotide messenger RNA. RefSeq lists its product as hypothetical. The coding region runs from base 1 to 1800 and encodes 599 amino acids. The record is from RefSeq and is a predicted model, not a curated record. The transcript has 13 exons. NCBI's taxonomy places the organism in Eukaryota, Fungi, Basidiomycota, Agaricomycetes, Agaricales, Psathyrellaceae.